CUCGGCCGAGCCUUUCUCGUAUAAAAUAGCAUCUCCCCUGUAAUCCACAAUCCAAUCCAAUGAUUCCAAUCCAAUUAGUGCAAUAACCAUCUUCUGAGAAGAAGAGAGACCAGCGUCCGCAGAAGCAAAAUCCAAGAGAGAGUGGGGAUAGUUUUUGCGCGUGUUUGGACCCAAUGAUAAAGUCAGUCAUGCUUCGCUCUUGUCCGUCGUCUUCUCCUCUACACCGAGAAGCUUAUCCCACUACACGACUGUCUCCGUCGUCGUCAACGGCAACAACGCCCAAGUUCGCGUCCACUGUCUGUUGCUCGUCGAGAAAUCCCUCUUACAUUCCGAAGCUCGAGCCUUUUAGCCGGUCAAAGUUUGACCGCGGCAUUAAAGACCCGCCCCUGAUUGAAAAGUGCGAGAACGAGCUUUCUGAGUACUGUUCGACGCUCCAAGGAGACGAGUCCUAUGGCUGCUGGAGAGCCUAUUUCGAGCUCAAGGAUCUCGAGAAGGAGACGCCAAAAGAGGAUGUGGAGAAGCUGAUUCUCCAAGCAGGAGGUGUGAAGACGUUGGUGGGAUGCCUACACGGGAUUGCAGCAAUCCAGAAAGACAAGAAGUACGGAUUUAACUCGUCAAAGCCGUCGGUUGUGGGAAAAGAAGCGGAGAGACUCUGUCCCAUACCGGAUGGGUUGCCGAAAUCGGCUGAGGAGAUGGAGGAAGAAGAAAGAGGAAGAAUGCCGGAUUCACCCUUCACUAGGCUCCUUAGAAUCAAGGGUACGCACCCUGCAUGGUACUCCCCCUCCCCUGACCAUGAAACUGAUUGACGGGGACUGAACGGGUAGGGACGGACGAAAAUGCACCGGAACAAUGGAUGGUUGAACGUGCGGUCUCUGGUAAAUAAUACAAAAGAACGAGGAUCCAACGGUUAAGGAUCCGGUGCAUGCUAGAAAAUCACGAAGCACCAAGCUCUUUUUAUUUUUUUGGAUCAAAUUAAACUACUAAGUUGGAUUUGUGUAUAUGUGUGUAUCAUUUUAUGCUUACUGGUUGAGGAAUGUGGUGAAACGAUUUUUUUUUUUUUUUUUUUUUUUUUUUUUUUUUUUUUGAGUAGAGGACUUCAUUCUCCGUAAAUUUUUCAAUCAAGUUCAAUUAAAUAAUUAUCCAAGCCUAA
Malus domestica (apple) is the source of this 1150-nucleotide messenger RNA. Its product is annotated as CCG-binding protein 1-like. NCBI's taxonomy places the organism in Eukaryota, Viridiplantae, Streptophyta, Magnoliopsida, Rosales, Rosaceae. Gene Ontology annotation, molecular function: mediator complex binding. Gene Ontology annotation, cellular component: cytosol; nucleus. The record is from RefSeq and is a predicted model, not a curated record. Gene Ontology annotation, biological process: pollen tube guidance.